Molecule: messenger RNA, 1005 nt
Organism: Durusdinium trenchii
Lineage: Eukaryota; Dinophyceae; Suessiales; Symbiodiniaceae
Source: the annotation of a GenBank genome assembly
AUGGCAACCCUUUUGAAGUAUCAGCUGGCAAAAAGUCCCCACAACAUCUCCACCAUUCUCCAUGGUGUGCGAAGUUGGCCCAUCCAGGUAAACCCGCAAGAGACCUCCUAUCACAACUUGCGUGCAGCACCCAGCCUUUUCUCGCCGAUAGUGGGAACUUUGGAAGCCUACGAUGUUGUCGAAGUGGCACAAACACUUCAGCUCCAUGGUGGGGAAGCAGGAGUGGAGCUUUGGGCGCAGCUGCUCCGGCGCAGUGCAGGCCCAGCAGCCUGGAGCCUGGUCUCUGACGAGUCCAGCUGCUUCUUGCAGAAGUUGAAAAGCGCGUCAGAAGCCUUGGAGAAGCCAAAAGAUUGGGUGCCCAAUGAUUUGGAAGAGCCACCUAUUGGAGAAGCUGUGAAUUCCUUGAACUUCCUCAUGGCGGCCUCCUUGAAUCAAGAUGGAGAGAUGAAAGAGAUUUUGGAGGCCGUGGCCUCCCACGAGCUCCAAUUAGGUCGUGAAAGUGGAGCCGUGAAGCUCCUGGAAGCCGAAGCGCAUCAGCUUCGCUCUGAGGCCCUGGCCGCGGAGCGGGAGCUGCUGCAGCGUCAGGGCGACCGCACCGCCACCCUGCGCCGCUUCCAGCGCGUGAAGCAGCAGGAGGCCUGGAACGCAGCCUGUGCGCAGAUCGAGCAGCAGCAAGCACAGGCAGAGGAGAUUCUGGAAGAUGCCGUGGAUGAUGCCGAGGCUUUGUGCCAGGCACGCCUUGAACUGCAGCGCGCAGGAAGAGAGGAGCAGGCACCCACACGGCGCAAGAAGGCCGUGGGCCGUUUGGGGAGGCAGCUUUUGGCGAGCGCCGGGCUGGAGCAACCUGCGAAGGAGAAAACUGAGAAAAAUGACAGCCAUUUGGUUGGAGCCAUGGCCUCCAUGGAGACCUUGGUGGGGCAACGCAUGCUUCAGGUUGGACGACCCUUGAGCUCUUUGGAAGAGGUUUCGAAGCCUUCUGUUUGGGAGCCUGAGGCGGAAGGAUGA